AAAAAACAGAGGUAAAAUCAAAUCAUCAUGAACAGUACAUCUAUGUCUUCUUUGGGAGUAAGAAAAGGUUCAUGGACUGAACAAGAAGAUCUCCUCUUGAGGAAAUGUAUCAACAAGUAUGGUGAAGGAAAGUGGCAUCUUGUUCCCAUAAGAGCUGGUCUGAAUAGAUGUCGGAAAAGUUGUAGACUAAGGUGGCUAAAUUAUCUAAGGCCACAUAUAAAGAGAGGUGACUUCGCUUCGGAUGAAAUAGAUCUCAUUUUGAGGCUUCAUAAACUUUUAGGCAACAGAUGGUCACUUAUUGCUGGUAGACUUCCAGGAAGGACAGCAAACGAUGUGAAAAACUAUUGGAACACAAACCUUCUAAGGAAGGUAAAUAUUACUAAAAUUGUUCCACGUGAAAAGUUUAAGAGUAAACGAGGAGAAAUUAGUACUAAGAUUGAAAUAAUAAAACCUCAAGCUAGGAAGUUCAUAUCGAACACAGAGAAGAAUAUUACAAACAAUAUUGUAAUUGUAGACAAAGAGGAAGAAUGUAAGGAAAUAAUAAGUGAGAAGCAAACUAGAGAUGCAUCGAUAGACAACGGAGAUGAAUGGUGGGCAAAUUUACUGGAAAAUUGCAACGACGACGUUGUUGAAGAAGAAGAAGGAGGAGGAGGAGGUGUAACUGAUUAUGGAAAAACAAUAACAAGUUUGUUACAUGAGGAAAUAACACCACCAUUAAAUGGUGGAGGUAACAUCAUGCAACAAGAACAAAGUGAUGGUUGGGAUGAUUUUUUUGUUGAUAUUGAUAUAUGGGAUUUACUUAAUUAAAGAAAUAUGUAAUGGCAAUAUUAUUGUAAUCUUGUAAUAGGGAUAUACAUUUAUUCUUUAUAAUUUGUAUCCCAACAACAAGUUGUGAGGAAAGUAAUGCUCAAUAUAUAUUUUUAUUAAUAUAUAAGUGCAUGUACUCUGA
Solanum lycopersicum (tomato) is the source of this 949-nucleotide messenger RNA. Its product is annotated as transcription factor MYB1. NCBI's taxonomy places the organism in Eukaryota, Viridiplantae, Streptophyta, Magnoliopsida, Solanales, Solanaceae. The record is from RefSeq and is a predicted model, not a curated record.